Molecule: messenger RNA, 1587 nt
Organism: Kalmanozyma brasiliensis GHG001
Lineage: Eukaryota; Fungi; Basidiomycota; Ustilaginomycetes; Ustilaginales
Product: BolA protein
Exons: 3
Coding region: 1-1587 (528 amino acids)
Source: RefSeq, a predicted model, not a curated record
AUGAGAUCCACUGCCAUCUCCAAUCUUGCUCAUACCGCACGCACACUUUCGCAAAGGAGGCUCGUACGUGUCCAGCUCAAGCAAGACAUCGAAGGUCUCGGCGCCGCCGGCAGUAUCGUCCUUGUCCAGCCCGGGCGCAUGCGCAACCAGCUGCUGCCCACUCGCAAAGCCAUCUACCAACCUCUACCCACCCCUUUCCAGCUCUCCAACCAGAAGCUCCACGACGCUCUCGUCGAAUCACAGCUCGCCUCGGCGCACGAUUUUCUCGAAGUACAAAAGGAACGCGAAGCUGUCGCAAAGGAGCUCGGUCCGCUUCAGCUGUUGAGUUUGCGAAGGAAGCUCGAAGCUGCGCCUCCUGUUGUCUUUACCCGACAGACUACGACCAGGUAUACAUCGACGGUCGCGACGACUGGAGAAGUUGAGCUUCCGAAACCAGCAAUUGGGAUUCAGGGGAGCAUCUCGACGAGCGACGUUGUUCAGUUCUUGAGAGAGAACGGCGCAUUUGAUCUCGAGACCGAUUACAGCAACGAGGGCAAGCCGGUUCAGCUCAACAGGCUCACUUUGACCCAGAUCAACUCUGCUUGCGAAUUCACGCUCGACAACGCUGCACAAGGGUCUAGCGACUCGAUCGAUAAGCUCGGCCGCAUCAAGAAGACCGGCCGAUUCGUGCUCGUGGCCCACAUCUUUGCCUCGAACACCCGAGCCCGUAUCCCCGUCAUUGUCCGUCCCGUCCCUUCCUCCGCAUCCGCCUCCACACCCAUCGCAUCCGCGCCUUCCGCCUCGUCGAGCAUGUCCGGUCAAACCCGCGGCUACGCGACAUCAGCCAGACCUACCAGCAUGGAGUCGUCGAUGCGCACCAAGCUCGAAGCCGAGUUCGGCCCUUCGGUCGAGGUCAACAUCCGCAACGACUCGAGCAAGCACGCGCACCACGCCGCCAUGGCAGCCCAAGGCGGCGGCAACGGCGAGACGCACUUUUACGUGCACGUUGUCUCGGACAAGUUCCAGGGCAUGACGCAGAUCAAACGCCAUCGCGCCGUCAACGCGCUGCUGCAGGGCGAGUUCGACCGGGGUCUGCAUGCGUUGAGUCUUCGAACAAAGACGUGGGCCGAAGAGGGCAAGGUUGCACCGACCAACGAGACGCAGCAAGAAAGCACUAUUGACGACCCGACCACCUGUCCCACCGAAGACACCUCAUCAGGCUCCCUCUGGCAAGCCCCGCAAUCGACCCUUCACCCGACCUCACCUCUCGCUCCCUCCCCUCCUUCCACCACCACGACGGACAACACCAACGACAUCCUAUCCGCGUUCUACACACGUCCACCUUCCAACCCGACCAUCCCCGUCCCUCGCCGCUCCGUCUCGCCUCAGCAGCGGGAAAAGUUCUUCCGCCGCGCCACCAAGGAUGAUGCGCUCGAGCCCAGUCCGCGACAGAACCUGCUCAACGUGCUCGGCGGGGUGCUGGCCACCGCGUGUGCAGGAUACAUGGUGUUCUUCGCCGAUUUCGGGCAGCCCGAGGGCGUAGAGAACUGCUUUACUGGUCUGAGACGCGUCGUGUGGGGCGAAGAGGGAGCGCCGAAACUCUUCUAG